AUGGAGUUUGUUCGCAGGACUGGGCCCUUUUUCUUCGCGCGGCCCUUAAAGAGGCCACUGCCGCGGUGUCGCUGGCAAUAUCGCCAUCUGCGCCUCAACUCAACUGCGCUCUCCGGCCCACCAGGCAUCGUCCUACGCGAUUACCAAGAGGAGUCCAUUCAGUCGGUGCUGAAAUACUUGGGCGAAGGCCAUCGACGCCUGGGGAUUUCACUAGCAACAGGAGCAGGGAAGACUGUUAUUUUCACACAGCUCAUCGGCCGAAUCCCUCUACGCGAUGCGAAAGCGACAAAGACGAUGAUCAUCGUCCACCGACGGGAGCUCGUCGAACAGGCCGCGCGCCACUGCCGCCUCGCAUACCCUGACCGCGUCGUGGAAAUCGAAAUGGGCAAUAAUGUUGCCACGGGAGGAGGUGAUAUUAUUAUUUCGUCCAUCCAGACCCUUACGCGGCGGAUCGACAAAUUUGACCCCAGCGCGUUCAAGCUGGUCCUUGUCGACGAGGCGCAUCAUAUCGUCGCGCCUUCUUACCGCAAGAUAUUGGACUAUUUUGGGCUGAACGAGCCCGCUGCCGACUCGCCCGUGCUGGUUGGGGUUUCGGCGACCUUUUCGCGGUUCGAUGGGCUUAAAUUGGGUGCUGCUAUUGAUCAUAUCGUCUACCACAAGGACUAUGUGGACAUGAUUGAAGACAAGUGGCUGUCAGACGCGAUAUUCACAACAGUCAAGUCCGGGGCAGACCUGAAACAUGUCAAGAAAGAUCACUUUGGUGACUUUGCCGUCGGCAGCCUUUCCAACGCGGUAAACACUCCCACGAUCAACAACAUCACGGUCCGGGCUUGGCUUGCCAAUGCCGAAGACCGAAAAUCGACCCUGGUCUUUUGUGUUGAUGUGACGCAUGCGCAGAGGCUUACGGAAACUUUUCGGGAACAUGGCGUUGACGCUCGCUAUCUCACUGGCACCACACACAAAGAUGCCCGCGCAGAGCAGCUGCGGGCUUUCAAAGCGCAGGAAUUCCCUGUCUUGUUAAAUUGUGCCCUUUUCACCGAGGGCACGGAUAUUCCCAAUAUCGACUGUGUCCUCCUGGCGCGACCCACGCGGUCUAGAAACCUGCUGAUCCAGAUGAUCGGGCGAGGCCUGAGAUUGUUUCCUGGCAAGAAGAAUUGCCACAUUAUUGACAUGGUUGCAUCGUUGGAAGCUGGAAUUCUGACAGCCCCUACCCUGUUUGGAUUGCAUCCCGACGAAGUGCUGAAAGAGUCUAGCACAGAAGAACUACGGAAGACCGCCGCCGAGCUCCAAGAGAAGCCGGAUGCUGAAUCAAACGAUACUGCUGAACCAGCGGCCACAGCACUCUCAGAAGAAGACGAUACCAAGGUCGUGCACAUGACCAGAUAUGACAGCGUCUUCGACCUUCUGAAUGACAUCCGCACCGAAAGAUACAUCCGGAUGCUCAGCCCGUACUCCUGGGUCCAAGUCGGCGACCGGAAAUACGUGUUGACCGAUUCAGCCGGAUGGCUAACCAUAGAGAAACAAGACGAGCUCUGGGUUGUGCACCAUGUCAUGAAAUUCAAAAAUGAGGCAGAUGUCCAAGUCUUCACCCGGCCACGAGAGAUUGCAUCCGGCCCGGACCUGGAAACCGCUGUGCGAGCAGCAGACAGUUUUGCAAAAAGCAAGUUCCAGGAACGCUAUAUUUCGUUGCGAGAAUCCUGGAGGCAUGCCUCAGUGACCACUGGGCAGCGCAAAUUCCUGAAAAGGCUCGAAGCUCACAACAAACGAAUACGCUCUCGGGAACUCACUCGUGGUCAAGCGGCGGAUAUUAUCACGAAGUCGCUUUUCGGUGGGAAAAAGCGAUUUGAUAAGUUGGAGGUCCAGGGUAGAGCCAACGAGAAGAAGAUUGAUGAUGCGCGCAAGCUGCAGGAAAGGGAAGAGGUUAGGGUUGGGCCGUUGGACCGAUGA
Molecule: messenger RNA, 1947 nt
Organism: Penicillium lagena
Lineage: Eukaryota; Fungi; Ascomycota; Eurotiomycetes; Eurotiales; Aspergillaceae
Product: DEAD/DEAH box helicase
Exons: 1
Coding region: 1-1947 (648 amino acids)
Molecular function (GO): hydrolase activity; DNA binding; ATP binding
Source: RefSeq, a predicted model, not a curated record